Gastrolobium bilobum is the source of this 1572-nucleotide messenger RNA. RefSeq lists its product as uncharacterized. The transcript has 13 exons. NCBI's taxonomy places the organism in Eukaryota, Viridiplantae, Streptophyta, Magnoliopsida, Fabales, Fabaceae. The record is from RefSeq and is a predicted model, not a curated record. Bases 71 to 1384 code for a protein of 437 amino acids.
AUAACGGAUAUAACACAAAAGGGUAGAAAGAGAAGAGGGAAGUGAAUUUUAUCUCAUCAAAUUCAAUUCAAUGGCGCCAGCUUCAUUGCCUCUGAAUUUGAAUUUGAAGUUAAGGAGUCAACUCCAAACCAACAAGGUCGCGGAGCUGCCGGAGAAGACUCGCAACUCGAGAGUGUUAGUCCUCGGCGGAACGGGUCGAGUCGGAGGAUCCACCGCCAUUGCCCUCUCCAACCUCUGUCCCGACCUUCGAAUCGUCGUCGCCGGCCGAAACAGAGAAAAAGGUGAAGCUAUGGUUGCAAAACUUGGCGGCAAUUCAGGUUUUGCUCAUGUUGACAUCGACGACGUCAAUUCUCUGGAAACUGCAUUGAAAAGUGUGGAUCUCGUAGUCCAUGCCGCUGGACCUUUCCAACAGGCAGAAAGGUGCAGUGUUCUUGAAGCUGCCAUAAAAACCAAGACUGCAUAUCUUGAUGUUUGUGAUGACACAACCUAUGCAUGGCGUGCAAAAUCCUUUAUGAGUAGGGCUUUAGCUGCAAAUGUUCCAGCUAUAACUACCGGUGGAAUAUACCCUGGAGUGAGCAAUGUCAUGGCAGCAGAGCUAGUCCGUGCUGCAGAAAGUGAAAGUAAAGAUAAGCCAGAGAGGCUAAGAUUCUACUACUACACAGCUGGAACUGGUGGUGCUGGUCCAACCAUAUUAGCUACAAGCUUCUUGCUGUUGGGAGAGGAAGUAGUUGCAUACAACAAAGGAGAAAAGAUCAAACUGAAUCCAUACAGUGGAAUGCUCAACGUUGACUUUGGAAAAGGGAUUGGCAAAAGAGAUGUUUAUCUAUUGAAUUUACCAGAGGUUAGAAGUGCUCAUGAGAUUCUUGGAGUGCCAACUGUAAGUGCUCGAUUUGGAACAGCUCCAUUUUUCUGGAAUUGGGGAAUGGAAGCUAUGACAAAACUUCUUCCUUCGGAAUUUCUAAGAGACAGAAAUAGAGUCGGAAGGCUGGUUGAGUUGUUUGAUCCUGUUGUUCGAGCAAUUGAUGGGAUUGCUGGAGAACGUGUAUCAAUGAGGGUUGAAUUGGAGUGUUCAAGUGGCCGCAACACCGUUGGCAUAUUCAGUCAUAGAAGACUUUCGGUAUGUGUAGGAAUUGCAACGGCUGCAUUUGCACUUGCAAUUCUUGAAGGAAGCACGCAGCCUGGGGUUUGGUUUCCUGAAGAGGUUUUUCCUUUGUGCUAUAACUAUUUCAUCGAAUUCUACAUGCAGCCUGAAGGACUUCCAAUUGAAGCAAGAGAAGUUCUUCUCAUGCGUGCUAGGCAGGGAACGAUUAACUUUGUAAUGAACAAGUCACCAUGGAUGAUUGAAACAGAUCCAAAGGAGCUUGGAUUAGGAAUAUAUGUAUGAGUCUUCCCAUACAAAAACCAAAGUGAAAUUCAAUAAAAUUCUUCCUGUUGUACACUGCAAUGCCGUAAGUGUAUUAGUUCUUGAGAGAGCAUUCUUUUCUAUCCAUGUAUGGGAUUAGUGGAUGAGAUGUCCAGAAGAGCAAGGCGCACUGCCUCUCUAUUUGGAUUUGCUAAAUGAAAAUGAGCUAU